This is a messenger RNA of Lodderomyces theae, 411 nucleotides long. It is a transcript of the gene SMT3, whose product is annotated as SUMO family protein. The transcript has a single exon. Gene Ontology annotation, cellular component: nucleus. Bases 1 to 411 code for a protein of 136 amino acids. Gene Ontology annotation, molecular function: ubiquitin-like protein ligase binding; protein tag activity. Gene Ontology annotation, biological process: protein sumoylation. The record is from RefSeq and is a predicted model, not a curated record. Lineage: Eukaryota; Fungi; Ascomycota; Pichiomycetes; Serinales; Debaryomycetaceae.
AUGUCAGAUCUCGAACAACCAAACCUUCCAAACGAUAACCAGGACACCCGUGAUUCCGCUACUCCAGCUAUCAUCUCACCUCCAACUGAAAGCAAUGAAAAUGGAGGCGCCGCCAAUGAACAAGGAGAUUCAGGACAGCCCAAGGAAGAGAAAACAGAAGACAAGAACCGUAUCAACUUGAAAGUGGUUGAUGGCAAUGGUGGUGAAAUAUUCUUCAAAGUCAAACGAACAACGCCAAUGAAGAAAAUCAUGAGUGCUUAUUGUGUGAAACAGGGCAGGGCUGAGGAUUCCGUACGAUUCUUUUUUGAUGGUAACAGGGUUAAUGCCACACAAACGCCCGAUGACUUGGAUAUGGAGGACAAUGAUGUUGUUGAAGUCCACCAUGCCCAACUAGGUGGUUUCUGUGUUUGA